Messenger RNA from [Torrubiella] hemipterigena, 2348 nucleotides. The record is from the annotation of a GenBank genome assembly. Lineage: Eukaryota; Fungi; Ascomycota; Sordariomycetes; Hypocreales; Clavicipitaceae.
GGUUGGCCGGCCGGGAGGGGGUGUGCGUUCUGGAGCCAUUGCGCCAGCAAUCGGUGGCGCGGCUUUCAUAGCGACCCCGUUCGUGCUAGGUGCACCCGCCUAGGGAACUUGACAAGGAUACUUUCGGGCAGCACAUCAGCUUGGAGGGGGGCAGAGGGGUGUCGAGAGCCUUUCCCAGGUCUGACAUAAAGCUCUUACGGUUGUUCAUUGUAUGCACAUGGGCGGUAGUCGUUCUUGGCUUCCCAUAGUAACCUUAAAACUCAACAACGGCCCCCCAGAUUCCAUGCAACUCAUUUCCUCCCAGCCAAGUGGUUCUACAAGGCACCCCCCAAACUUAUAUCUACUUCAAUCCCACCCACUCUGUUUCUGGAUCAAGACAUUCACGUACUUCCUACCUACACCUAUACACCAAGAGACACAAACACAAGAACGCAGUGUUGAACAGUUAUACACACAUCUGCAUCUUUCUUCUCUAUUGUUUCCUUCCUCUCUCCCCUCUAUCACACCCUCUUACACUCACAACAUGGGCCUCGCCAUGGAAGACACACGCCAAAGAGCAGGCUCAGCUUCGAGCAACACAACUACUACCAAGGCAGAACGAAGAAAAAGCCAAUCGCCACAAGCCAGCAGUCCUGAAGCAGAAAACAGCGCCGAGACAGACCAGAAGGCCAAGAAGCGUAUCCAGAACCGUGUAGCCCAAAGAACAUAUCGCAACCGUAUGAAGCAGAGAGUCCAAGAUCUUGAGGCUCAGCUCUGCGAAAUGCGAGCUCGCCAACAGCAAGCACAGUUUGCCGGAGCUGAGUAUCCUGCAGCAAACAUGCACGCCGAGGGCACUCUUCCUUACCCUGCGGGUGCCAACAUGCAGCACACCAUGUGGCAGGCCGCCCCCAAUAUGGCCAGAACGCCUGGUGUGAUGCCCAACGAUGUCUGGCCGACGAUGCCUGUAGAUGGCACCCACACUCCUAACACCGAUGUCAACAUGCAAUCCAACGCUUUCAUCCCACAAAGCUUCCAAUCCCACGGAUUCCCCACGUCUGGAGUCAUGUCACCGCUUAACCUUCCUGGAUCCUCUGGUAUCGACAACCUUCCUCACACCAUGAUGCCUUCAGAUAUGGAUAUGCACUCUCCCGAAGGUAUGGGCCACCCCGGCCGCGGAUCCCUAGAUGUUCAGUCUCUCUACAAGAUGGGCCACCCUUCUGAGGUCUCAGAGGAAGAUGCCAACCCUUGGGACAACAGAUCUUAUGUCAUGUCACCUACCAGCUCGAGAAUGGGCGCCGUCGCCGCCAGCGGUACCGCCAGCGUCAUGUCAUCCUCUCCAUGGGGUUCGAUCGCCACGGCGCCUACUGAGGUCUCUGAGGAUGGCCUUCCUUCAAAACAGUCUACCAUGGAAGAACGCUUCGAGUAUGUCUUGGACUGUGCUAGAAAGGUGGGCUUUGAGACUUUUGACAACAUGGCCAGCCAAUAUUACGCCCAAAACUUUGAUACCAACUCUUCCUUGGCCAUGGACCAACGCGUGAGCCGCAACCGCCACCUUCCCGCUAUGCUCGCAGAUAUCCGUCAAAAUUCCGGCAACUGGAGCUCUUGGGAGCGCCGUGGAUUCCAGGACGAGACUCUCAAGACUGCAGAGGAGAUUUGCGCCGCUGAAUGCCGCGAUUUCAAGGCCAAUGGCGACGCUGCCAGCUUGGCGACGAUCCAGCAAAAGCUCCCCAAUGUGUGGGCUCUCCUCACAGGCUUGGCAACCAGCCCAGGCUUUUCCAGACAGGGAGACCGAACCAACCUGGUCUACCACAGCAUUAAGCAGCUCUGCGCCUUAGAAGAGAAGGCCACCCAGCUGGUGCAAGAAGCGAAAUGAUUGCGCACCUUCAUUCUUCACUUUUCUUUUUCCAACAAAGAUUCUUUUAAAGACUUCUCUUCUAUGCACUUAUUCUUCACAAGUCGCUGUAUUCUUUGUAUGCACAGGCUGCUUACUGUGCUAGCGGGCCCUUUUUUCCAGCACAGAGGCCCCUAGCUAGUUUGAAAUUAAAGUUUGACAUGGGCGUUUCGGGAUGGGCAGCGGCUAGGAGCCAGCCCCGGUUAGUAGCAUGGCUUAGACCAGCAAGCUACUUGUGUCUUUUUUUGCUUUCCUUUUUAUUCUUGGUUUUGCGCUAGCGCUGCAUAAAGACGGGAACUUACUCGGGCACUGGGCCCGGGGUUGGGGGCGAGAUUUGUCUUGUUUUUUUUCCUCUAUUUCUUUCGGAACAAAAAAGGCGAGAUGCAGAUUCUUCUUUUGAUUUGUUUUCGACGGCGUAUGGAUUUUUGGAACGAACGGAAUAUCACAUAGACUAUCGGCAAUGCAUUCGAUCUAACGU